CUACCCUUCACCGACCUCUUCAAAAAAGAGUAAAAAAAAACCUUUAACCCCUAAUCUUCCCUCUCUUCUUCUUCCUUCACUUUUGCUAACCCUAGCCCGCAAAAAAACUCAACUGUAUUUAAAUUAUAGCCUCUAAUGGCGGAUACUACUGAUGAUAUAGAGAAGCUAUACGAGUAUGGUGAACGCCUCAACGAAGCUAAAGACAAGUCUCAACAUAGGCAGGAUUAUGAGGGCAUUAUUGCAGCAGCUAAUGGCAGUGUGAAGGCUAAGCAACUUGCUGCGCAGCUCAUCCCUAAGUUCUUCAAGUUUUUUCCUCAGUUAGAGGCGCAAGCUCUUGAUGAGCAUUUCAAUUUAAUUGAAGAUGAUCAGCUCGGGGUCCGUGUACAAGCGAUCCGUGGACUUCCGCUUUUCUGCAAAGAUACACCUGAGCAUUUGUCUAAAAUUGUUGACAUUCUUGGUCAGCUCCUCGUUGCAGGAGAAAAUGUAGAGCGUGAUGCUGUACACAAGGCUCUUAUGACCGUAUUACGUCAGGAUGUGAAGACUUCUCUAACUGCUUUGUUUAAGCGUAUUGGGAGCAUCGAGGAUCGGAGUGCUGAGGAUCUUAGCACUUGGGAAAGCAUUCGUGAAAAAGUUCUGUUAUUUCUUAGAGAUAAGGUGUUCCCUCUUAAGAUGGAGCUCCUAGUUCCACAGGAGCUGAUGGAGAGGCACAUAACUACUUUGGUGAAGCAGAAUUUGCAAGAUGUAACGGCUGAUGAAUUUAAAAUGUUCAUGGACUUUUUGAAAAGCCUGAGCUUAUUUGGCCAUAAAGCUCCUGCAGAGCGUAUUCAGGAGCUUGUUGAGAUUAUUGAAGGUCAGGCAGAUCUUGAUGCUCAAUUCGAUGUGUCGGAUGCUGAUCAUAUCAAGAGGUUCAUAUUAUGCCUUUCAAUGGCCUUUCCCUUCUUCAAGAGGGGUGCAUCGGGCAGUAAGUUUCUCAACUAUCUGAACAAGCAAAUCAUGCCUGUUUUUGACAAGCUUCCAGAACAAUGGAAGUUGGACUUGCUCAAGAACCUUGCGGAGUGCUCACUUUAUGCAAUAACUCAGGAUUCUCGACAGCUGCUUCCAUCAGUAGUUCAGCUCCUAAAGAAAUAUAUGGUUCGAAGAAAGAUUGAAGAAAUUAACUACACGUGUAUCGAGUGUUUGUUGUAUACCUUCCACCAUUUAGCUCACAAGACUCCAAACGCGACAAACAGCCUCUGUGGGUACAAGAUUGUGACUGGACAACCGUCAGAUAGACUGGGAGAGGAUUUCUCGGAGCAAUAUAAGGACUUUACCGAGAGGUGCAUCUACUUGUUCUUUUAUUCCUUGAUGUUAUAACCCAAGCUGUAUAUG
This is a messenger RNA of Lycium ferocissimum, 1368 nucleotides long. RefSeq names its product apoptosis inhibitor 5-like protein API5. Lineage: Eukaryota; Viridiplantae; Streptophyta; Magnoliopsida; Solanales; Solanaceae. Gene Ontology annotation, biological process: regulation of programmed cell death. The transcript is spliced from 12 exons. The record is from RefSeq and is a predicted model, not a curated record. Gene Ontology annotation, molecular function: mRNA binding. The coding region runs from base 136 to 1353 and encodes 405 amino acids. Gene Ontology annotation, cellular component: nucleus.